Molecule: messenger RNA, 952 nt
Organism: Homarus americanus (American lobster)
Lineage: Eukaryota; Metazoa; Arthropoda; Malacostraca; Decapoda; Nephropidae
Product: homeobox protein Nkx-6.2-like
Biological process (GO): cell differentiation; regulation of transcription by RNA polymerase II
Cellular component (GO): nucleus
Molecular function (GO): DNA-binding transcription factor activity, RNA polymerase II-specific; RNA polymerase II cis-regulatory region sequence-specific DNA binding
Source: RefSeq, a predicted model, not a curated record
CAGGUAUCCCGUCGAUGGGCAUGGACAAGGAUGGCAAGAAGAAGCACACGCGGCCGACCUUCAGCGGGCAGCAGAUCUUCGCCCUGGAGAAGACCUUCGAGCAGACCAAGUACCUCGCGGGGCCUGAGAGAGCCAAGCUAGCGUACGCCCUUGGCAUGACCGAGUCUCAAGUUAAGGUGUGGUUCCAAAAUCGACGCACAAAAUGGCGGAAGCGUCACGCGGCGGAGAUGGCCACGGCCAAGCGGAAGCAGGAGGAGGCGGUGGACGGGUACGGCGACGAGGAACAGGACGACGACGAGGAACAAUCAGAGUCUAAACGCGUGAAGCACAGCCUAGACGACUUGGCUGAACCCUCCUGCGCCUCACAGCCGCCUCCAGCCGGCUCUCACCUCCCCGCCAUGGUCGCCACACACUCGGCUGUCUCCCUCGACGCCCUGGAGUGUCCUUCGUCCAGGGAUCUCCAGCCUGAUAUGCAGUGAAGACCUGUGUUGUGUUGUGUACUCCUAAAUGUCCUUCCUUCCUUCCUUCUCUCUCUCUCGCACCUCUUCCUUCCUUCCUUCCUCCUCCUUCUCCCUCAUCAAGCUAGGUUUCAUGUCCUAGGUCUGCUGUGUCCUAGAGCCCAUCAGAUGUCCGUGUCCUAAUGCCAUCAAGGUUACGUGUCCUUAUUCUUACCCACAGUCUGUGUGUUCUCCUCUCCUCCUUCUUCAUCCCUAGAGGUUCCGUGGCCCAAUAAUGAUCACCUCUUCCUCUUCUCCCUCCUUCUUCCUCGCCUCGUCCCCCUCUUCACACCUCCUCCUCGUCCCCCUCCUCUUUCUUCUCCUCUUCCUCCUCCUCCUUCCUCUCCUCCUCCUCACACCUCCGACACGGCAGCUGGGACGCUCAGACACAGCUGGACAUAAACCCGUAUCAGGUUAUAGUGGAGGGAAGGCAGCAUCUAACAGAGGUGAGGAGA